This is a messenger RNA of Diaporthe citri, 711 nucleotides long. RefSeq lists its product as uncharacterized. Lineage: Eukaryota; Fungi; Ascomycota; Sordariomycetes; Diaporthales; Diaporthaceae. The transcript has 2 exons. The record is from RefSeq and is a predicted model, not a curated record. Bases 1 to 711 code for a protein of 236 amino acids.
AUGGCACCAUCGAACUCGGACGUAGCCGUCAUCUUCGGCGUCGGCUCCAACAUCGGCACAGCGCUCGUCAAGGGCUUCGUCGACGCCGGAUAUCGCGUGGCUACGGUCUCGCGCUCCAGCCCGUCGUCGGCCGACACCUCGUCCAACCCCCUGCAUAUCCAGGCUGACAUCUCAGACCUAGCGGCGGUCACAGGAGUGUUCGACAAGAUCAGGUCGGCGGGCCUGGAGUUCCCCUCGGUCGUGAUCUGGAACGCAGCGGGACUCACACCUCCCCAAGAGCCAGAAAACCCGUUGUCCAUCGCGGACUCAGACCUGGACCGGGACCUGAACAUCAUGAUCAAGUCGCCGUAUGUUGCCGCCAGGGAGGCCGUCAAGGUGUGGCAGGAACGGGAGGGCAAGGACGGCAGGAAGGGCACAUUCAUCAUGACUGGCAACCUGCUGCCCAAGACGAUCCCCCCUGUUGCCUUGUACACGUCGCUCGGGAUCGGGAAGUCUGGUGCGAAUUUCUGGGUGGGCACAGCCGACGGUGUGCUCAAGAGCAAGGGAAUCAGAUUCUUCUUUGCCGACGAGAGGACCAAAGACGGGGGACCAGUAGGCAAAACACCAGACGGUGAAUCGCAUGCGAAGGUCUACCUUAGUCUGGUAGAAGGGAAGGAAGACCUGCCACAUUAUGUCACAUUUGCCGAGGGAAAGUACCGCAAUUUCGAUUAA